AUGCUCAUCGGCCUAUUUGUUAAUCUCGUCGUGAGACCAUUUAGAAGGCUGUUAUUUGGAUCAGACCCUCCACCGACAACUACAACGGCUCCAAUUACUACACUUCCUCCACCUGGAACAACUCUUCCUCCUGUCACGACAGGACCACCACCAACGACUACUACAGAAGCGGGAUAUACCAUCAUGAUCCUUUUCUUUCUGGGAGUCGUUGCUCUUCUGAUUUUUAGUUCCGCUGGCGGCGUGUUUUUCUACAUGCAGAACAAAAAGAAACAACAGAUUCCACAAGGAGCUGUCGUCGAGGACACAGAGUCUGGAACUACGACUGGUGAGACCUCGGGAACCACUGGAACUACUGGGACAACUGCUAGAAGUACAAUGAGAAGCACUACUCGAAGCACCACAAAAAGUACCACUGGAACCAAGAUGAAGGGAAAGAAGAAGAGAACUUCGUCUACUAUGCAUUAA
Caenorhabditis briggsae is the source of this 465-nucleotide messenger RNA. The transcript has 2 exons. The coding region runs from base 1 to 465 and encodes 154 amino acids. The record is from RefSeq and is a predicted model, not a curated record. NCBI's taxonomy places the organism in Eukaryota, Metazoa, Nematoda, Chromadorea, Rhabditida, Rhabditidae.